GCCGUGACAAGGAAACAGGUCCGGGCUGCCGCAACUGUCACAGGUCCGGGCUGCAGCGACUGUGAUAAGGUCGGGCUGUAACAGUUGGCUAGAAUACCACGAUGGGGCCACAACCGACCAUGGGCGAAGCGGGAGAGGAGUACAGGACAUCGCCCGAUCGAGCUCUGAGGGAUCUGAAGGAACGAAUUAGGCGAGAAGCACCGCUGAGAUGGGCUGACCAAACCAAUGACGGAGGUCCCGACGUAAGGGGCGAACCAGUUGCGACAGAGCCGCAGGAGGCUCUAAAGACGGGUACCUCCAGCGGACGACGAGAAGCGAUGAGGCGACGCUCCCCCGAGUACGAGCGGAGGGACACCAUAACGGACAGGCACAGAGACGGCUGGAGAGAGAGUUUGAGGGAUUCCUAUUGGAGGGACAGAGAUAGAGACAGGGCGCCGCCCAGGCGAGUCUUCGACCCCCAGACAGGGGAGUCACAUCCGCUCCCUUACGAGAGCAAGGAUCGCUAUAUUAUUACGCACAAGGCCUCAGAGCCUCCUACCUUCAGGGGCUAUGGUAUCACAGAAUAUCUGGAGAAGUGGGAGCUUCACGCCARCCGRAGUCAGUGGUCGGAGGAAGAGAUUAUAGAGAACUUCCUAUUUAAUGUGGACCCAAGUCUCAGUCUGGAGAAGUGGGAGCUUCACGCCAGCCGGAGUCAGUGGUCGGAGGAAGAGAUUAUAGAGAACUUCCUAUUUAAUGUGGACCCAAGUCUCAGUAGGGAAGUUAAGGAAGCUCGACCGAAGGAUGGGAAAUGRACUACGUACAAGAAGAACCUCGUUGAGCUUUACAAAUUGGAGGAUAACAAGUAUUCCAUCAAGGACCUUGAAACAAUGACUCAAGAUGAAGAUGAGAGCGUACGGGCAUUUGGGAUGCGUUUCCARAAGAUCUCCGACGUGCUGAUGAAGAAGGGGAAGAUCUCAGAGGUCGAGCGCGGUACUAUCUUCAUCGGACACUUGUCCAAAGGUAGGCAAAAGAGUAUUUUUAGAGAUCUUCCGCGCGACAGGCUUGAUUUUCCAGAAGUCCUAAAGCUCGCGAUAAAGGCAAAGGCAGACGAUUACAAGGACUUGGUGUGGAGAGGGAUGAGGAGACGUGACUUCUCUCUCUACAAGGAGUAUGCCACGAAUAGAUGUCCUGAUUUCAAGGACUAUCCCUGGUCGGAGAAGAAUGAGGCCGUGGCUGAGGAAGUGAAGGAGAUACGGGACAUGGUGAAGGGAUUGACGAAACAGACCGAGACCGCAGAGAUCGCGAGCCGUUUGCGCGAGCAAGGAGGCUGGAUGAUUACCCGCGAAGCCCUCGCUAUGAGGCCGAUCGGGGUAGAGGCGACUCCCGCGGCAGAUGGGAGACAGAUCAGGGCCGACGACAUGUAUAUAGGGACGACAGAUACGAAAGAUCGGACCGAGAUGGAUAUAGGGACGACAAACACGAGAGAUCGGACCGAGACAGAUAUAGGGACGACAGAUACGAGAGGUCGGGUCGAGAUGGCUACAGAGGUGGUAGGUAUGAAAGAGGAGAUCGGGACUGGGAACGACGAGAUGGGUCGCGCAGACGGUUUGAGCGCGGGGGAGAUGCGAGAGAGCAGCGUGACGAGUCGCGCAGGUGGUACAACCGAGGGGACAGACGAGAUGAGUCACGAGGGCGAUAUGACUCAGGACCGCCGGAAUGAUUCGCGAGGGCGGUAUGAGCAAGGAGGGUCUGGAGGAGACCGCCGCAACGAUUCGCGCGGUCGGAAUGAAAGAGGGGGAUAUGGCGUCUCAUCAGAACCAUAUCCCAAGUCGCCUGACCCCAAGGCAGCCAGGAGUUCGAUCUCUAGAAGCGUAGACGACAGGCCAUCUACUCCCAGGAACUCAUGUGUCUACUAUAGAGGAGAAAAUCAUAUCAAGAGGGAUUGCCCGGACCUCAAACGGGCAAUAGAUGAGGGACUUGUCGUGCUUGACGACCGCAAGUACGUCAAGUGGGCAGAUGGUCUGGGAGAUGUAUCGAUGUUCCCUUCGAUGAAGGAGAAUGUCGAAGCAAGGAGAGUAAAGUCGAGUAAAGAAAAGGAGCCGGUCAGGAGCCAAAGCAUCAAGAUAACCUUUGAGGGGGAUAUGGCGACCACACCCAUAAGGGUGGCAGCCACCAAGUCGGCGAGAGGGUGUACAUCGAAGAAGACUCACACGGAUUACGUGAUGGUGAAGAAGGACGGGCAGCGGGUCGAUGGAGAGGAGGUUAUCCUUUCGCCGCGAAAGCGGGGAGUGAAGAAGUUCUUAAUGAAGAGUUCGCUGGACGAGAUUGACACGGUCGAGCCACUGAGGCGGGCCCUUCGACAACCCAUGCAGUGCUCUAUUCUGGAGUACCUGGCGGCAUCGAAGCCGGCUCGUGAUGAGUUACAGAUGAUCACGCGGAAGACUCGCAUACCUCUAUCGGAGGAGGGUCAGGGGGCCCUCAAGGCGGAAGCUUCUACAGUAGCAGUAACAGGGGUGACUGCCAGAGCGGAUCGCAUGGCGACAGUCAUUCUCGAUGGGAUGGAAGGUGUGCCUCCAGACAAGUUUUAUAUACUUGGUAGCGGGGCCGUUGAGACGAUUAUAAACGAUGGAGCGGUACUCGAUACUAUGAUCGAUAACGGCUGUGAGGCUAUCAUCAUAGACGAGGGCCUGGCAGUACAGGUUGGACUGGGCCUCGAUAGGUCAUACCUAUUCGAGAUAGAGACGGCUGAUGGGAGAAAGCAACAGAUCACUKGGGUUUGUCACAAGGCAGCCAUAGAGGUCCAAGGGGUACGAGUGACCCUGCCUGUCUUUGUAGUCAAGAACUGCAGCUCCGACCUGCUCUUGGGUCGAACGUGGCUGAGCCACGUGCAUGCGGUGACGAUAGAGCGACUUGAUGGGAGCCAAACAUUGUCCAUUAAGAAGCCAAACGGGACGCGGGUAAUGAUUGAGACAGUGGAACCUCGGGACCCGAGGAAUACAACAGCUCUCGCUGUGGGUGCGAGACCCAGUGAUCAGAUUAAGUCGUUACAUAUCUCCGGUCGCGCGAAGGAGAAGGAAGAAGUUGUAGCUUUCCUGAAAGAAAAGAUGGUUUCCCAUGUUGCAGAGCCGUCUGAUAGCGCUUAUGCUAAUCGAUGGUUCUUCCUACGAAAGCCGAAUGGCAAAAUCCGAUGGAUCCAGGACCUUCAGAAGGUCAACGCGGUGACGAUACGAGACGUGGGCUCCGUGCCACACGUCGAUUUACUGGCAGAAGGCGCCGCAGGUAGGUCGAUUUAUUCGGUCUGUGAUAUGUUCUCAGGCUAUGAUGAGGUGCCACUUGACCAUAGAGACAGACACCUCACGGCAAUGCAUACGCCAUUGGGACUAAUACAGAUGAUGGUUGUUCCUAUGGGUUGGACUAAUGGGGUAGCCGUUUUUCAGAGAGCCAUGGUAGCCGUCCUCAAGGACUUCAUCCCUGAUAAGGUUGAAGUUUUUCUGGAUGACUUUCCUAUAGAAGGGCCAGUAAACAAGGAUGAGGCAGAGGUUGCACCUGGAGUUAGAAGAUUCGUCGAGCAGCACCUAACGGAUAUUUGCGCGGUACUCGAGCAGCUGGACGAUGCGAAUCUAACAGUCAGCGGAACAAAGAGCCGAUGGGCCGUCUCGACUAUUAAGAUCUUGGACUUCAUCUGUGACUCGAGGGGACGCCGAGCAGAUCCAGCGAAGUUAGACAAAGUCCUGAACUGGCCGUCACCAUUACAUAGUCCAACCGAGGUCCGACAGUUUCUGGGAGUGGUCGGUUACUGGCGUAUAUUCAUACGAGGGUAUGAGGAGAAGGCUGAGCCAUUGAGACUACUCCUUCGAAAAACUGAGAAAUUCUACUGGGAUUGCUCGCAGGAACUCGCUAUGCAAGAGCUUAAAGAUGAAUUUAAGGAGGGAGGACGCGUACUGGGCGUGCCGUACUUUGAUGAUGAGGCUGGGAGACCCUUCAUAGUAGCCACAGAUGCUGGGCCUUGUUCGGUAGGAGGGUUGCUGUCUCAGAAGGACGCUGAAGGGAAGGAAAGACCAUUAAGAUUUGAGAGUAGGACACUUUAUACGGCAGAGCGAAACUACAGUCAAUUCAAGAAGGAAGUAUUAGCUCUUCUGCGGUGUCUAGACACGUUCAGAUAUUAUAUCUAUGGACGACGGUUCAUCUUGAGAGUGGAUCCCACUGCGGUCGCCUCUGUCCUCCAGAAGGGCUUUAGCCUGACAGACCCGACCAUUUCACGAUGGUUAAUACGGAUUCGGUUAUAUGAUUACACCGUGGAGAGGAUAUCUGACACUAAAAAUGUCGUAGCGAAUGGGCUCCCUCGGAUCCCUCUUGAGGGCAAGCGCCCGAUAGUAGCUGGAGCCCUGACAAUGGCAGAGCCGAGACGCGCCGAGAGAUUUCUAGUUAAUCUUUACGAGGGCAAGUACCGAACGAUCAGACUACACCUGACGGGAGAGGAGAGUCAAGAUUCAGAUAUCCGGAGACAAGCAUCCCAGUACUGCCUUAGAGUGGGCCACCUUUUCCGAAGGCCAGUAGGGUCGGGAAUGCGCUUACGAGUAGUCUGUGAUCCUGAAGAGAGACAGACGAUAGUAGCAGAGCUUCACGAUGGGGUGGUCGGAGGACAUAGAGGAGUCAGAGGGACCUACGAAAAGGUACGCAGGCUGUACUGGUGGGAAAGACAGUAUAAGGACGUCGAGAGAUAUUAUAUAACCUGCGAAGAAUGCUAGAAGAGAGCUCUUGUGAAAUACAAAGAGCCACUUCAUCCAUUCAUCCUAUCCAACCCGACCAGGAGAGAAGGUACACAUCGAUCUGGUAAAGAUGCCGAAAGGGGUAGGCAAUAUGAACUAUGUUGUGAACAUACGAGACGACUUCACGGGGUUCGUGGACGGUAGAUCUAUCAAGAGUAAGACGGCAAGGGAAGUGAAGAACUUCRUCCUAGAGUACUUAUCUAGGUAUGGUUGUGUCAGCAAGAUAGUGAUGGACAGAGGAGCGGAAUUCCUGGCUGACGAG
Chara braunii is the source of this 5010-nucleotide messenger RNA. The record is from the annotation of a GenBank genome assembly. NCBI's taxonomy places the organism in Eukaryota, Viridiplantae, Streptophyta, Charophyceae, Charales, Characeae.